UUUCAUUUCCAUAAGCUGUUUUGUGCGUGAGGAGCUUCUUUACCAGUAAGACAUCCCCUUAAGGCAAAUUAGUGCAUUCCGUGAUAUUAACUUUAUAAAGGAAUACCUGUGCUGUAGACGCAGGGUUGGUGCAAACCAUGAGUGCCCAGCACAGCAUGAACGCGUCAGAUACCGAAAACGUUCCAGUUUCUUCUCCAAAUACCGUCCAUGGGAGUAAGGAAUCCUUACCUCGGAGUGAGGACAAACAGCCACGCUCUCGUCCUGUGAGUUGCAAAAAGCCACCUGCAAAAGAAGGGAGCAUUGGCUCCGAGCUGCGUGGCUGUCAGGACUCUGAUUAUAAAAGCCUUGUUCAGGAAAGACAGUAUCAGUUAGAGCUCCAGCAGCUGAUUCAGGCUAAUGAUGAGCUGGUAGGACUGAGUGCUGAUGAGAUGGAGAAGGACAGCUUAGAGGAAGAUAGCUCGGAUGAGAUGAUUUCAGAGGAGCAAGAAACUGACGAUUACUUGAUGUAUUAUAUAGUCAAAAUACCAAAGAAAGAGAGCAAUGGAAGGAAACAGCAGCCUGUAGACAAAUAUGCCAACCUGAGGUAUGAUCCUAACUGGAGGAACACAAAAGAAGGAGAGAAAAUUCUUAAAGCAUUAAAAACACGCUGUGCUGCUAAAGGAGGCAGCAUGGACCUUUGCCAAGAUUCAUUUUACCUCCAUCCCAGGAGCUCCUCAGGAGAAAAGAAUCAACAGGAUGCAAAGUUUCAGGAGUCAUUCUCUGAGUCUGGUCCAGAAUUACUAAGCUUUCGUGAGCCAAUUGAAAGUCAACCUCUUAGGUUACAUAGCAGAGGGAAUGAACCUUCUGAUGGCUGUUAUCGCAAAGAUUGUCCUACUACAUACAGCAGUGCUUUAUCUCUUCAGAUUCCAAAAAAUCAACCCCAACAAGCAAAAAAAGACUUUGUGGAAAAAAACAAGCAGACUUUAGGAUUACGUACAGACAAGAACAAAUCCUAUCUUCAGUUACACAGCAAAGAGCAAGAAGUUACUCAAGAGCAGGUUGCAGAUACUAAAACUGUUGAUGAGGAACCAGCUCAGAGUGCCUUGCCAAACAUGGAAAUGACCCUUGAAGACAAAUGGAACAUGAAUGCAAAGGCUAUGCAGAAGAAGCUGUCCCAAAAAAAGAAAGUAAAAUCCAAUCAGUAUCUCAAGGGGAGAGCUCUUGCAAGGAAUGAUAACCAUCAGCCAGCAGGGAGACCAGCAAAACCAAAGACUCAGCACCACCAGAUGUCAGAACUUCAGAUUGCUCCCAUGCAGGCAACGAAACAAGACAGCAGCAGUGCACUGCAGAAACGGCUAUGCCCAACUGUUGGCCCUGACACAAAUACAGCAGCAAAUUCAGAUACUUGCUUAAAUAAUAUCCCAGUGCGUACUAGCAAGAAGAACAAGAAUUGCCAGCGCAAUCAUCCAAACGGACUUCCACGUGACAAGCAACAUUUAUACAACCAUGCCACUGUGCCAUCCUUCCCAGGAGAUGGCAGUACCAGUGGUCAAGCACAUCCAAAUCAAAAGCAGACUUCAUCUGAUUUCCAUGUUAACUAUCAAGGCAUGGUAAAGGAUCAGGAUUAUAAAAGACACAUUCAUGCUACCAGUAGUUUACAGCCUUCCCAAGCUUCUGUUCACAGUUCACCUGCAGCCCUUUGUCCAGUCUCCCAGCUAACACAAACUGUGGAGCAACAACACCAAGAAAUGGUUUGUUUGAGAGAAGCUGGUGACUUGCGCUCAUUCACCCCACUUCCACCUCUAGUACCCCGCAUAGAAAGUGAGGUACAUCUAGAGAGAGGUGAUGGAAAUCAAGUGAAAAUAAGUCGAAGAAGCUCUGAAAACAAUCUCCUGCAAACGGAAAAGGAGAAACAGCGUAAAGUCUGCACAAAGCCACAAAUCUCAAAAACCUAUAUCACUCUUGAUUUGAAUCUUGGAGGCCUUGGACCUGACUAUGAAGCCAUCAAGGAAAAAAAGGAGAAGUUAAAGCAACAAAGGGAAUAUGCACAGCGAAUUAAGGAGCAAAACAUGAAAAACCUUUCUUCGGUUCAGACAUUACCGACAAAACCCCAGGUCACAUCUGCAAGACAGAAGGCACUGGAAUAUGCAAAGAUGAUUCCUAAACCAAAGACUUUCACAGCAAGGCAACCAGAUGGAAGGAUGAAAGAGGAAAGAGUUCGUCUACCUCCAAUUACACCCUUGGAGAGUUUACAAAGCAGACACGAGAAGGAGAAGCAAGUUAUAGCUGCAUUCAAAAACCUUCGUAUCUUAUAAAUGUCUAGGAAUGAUAGGGAUAUCUUCAAGGCAAAACAUAUCAGAACUGUUUGAUUAGGAGCUAUAACAUUCACAUAUUGAUUUGCCAUUCCAUUCAAAUAUUAAUUCCUCUAAGUUUUAAGUUUUAGAAUGAGCUCCACUAAAUAUUGAUGAGGUAAAAUAGUAACAUAGGUAGCAUUUUAAAUGUGCUCACCUGUUUUCUAGUUUUUUCUUGGUUGGAGUUGAAGAUCUCCUCCAACCCGAGCAAUUUUAUGACUCAAUUUUGCAGGCAGAAGUUUGUGUCAUACAUCAUCUUUGGGGGAAGUUUAGAGAAAGAAGCAUCUUGAAAGGGGGAAAUGUAGGUCAGGUUGAAGGGAGAAUAUUCUGCAUAUCAAAGUACAGCCAUGGACAUGUGCCUUGCAGUUUGUGGGACAGGACUGUCCUCUACCCCAGUCUACUUUCUUCUCCCCUAUGGGAUCUUCAGCACUUGGCCCCUCUUGGUAGAACCUGCAUGCUGCAGUACAAUCCACCCAGCCAGGCUGGUUGUUUCCAUGCAGUGCCAGUUGCUACUUUCCUACUUUCAUUUUUUUAACUAAAUAGUAACACUUUGAAGCAUUUCUGGUUAGAGAACAUCAAUCUGUUGUUUCUGCUUAAAAGUGAUAAUCCCCCCUUAAUACAAACCUCAAGUACCUAUUUUAAUGAAACCUUCAGAUGAAUAUCAAAGAGCUAUUUACUCGUAUCUAAUAUUUUAAUUAGAUUAUAUUCUCAAUUUAACCCAUUAAACUCCCUUUGAUGAUCUCCAUGUUUAGUGUUUAGCCCCAGAUGCUGAAGGUAAUGAAUAUUGGACCUUUGGUUUAAUGAGAACUUCUGCCUUUCCAGCCUGACUCCCUUUGUAUCCCCCUUUUUUUUUAUUUUCUGAGCUAUAGAAUUCAGUUAAU
This is a messenger RNA of Coturnix japonica (Japanese quail), 3211 nucleotides long. It is a transcript of the gene JHY, whose product is annotated as junctional cadherin complex regulator. NCBI's taxonomy places the organism in Eukaryota, Metazoa, Chordata, Aves, Galliformes, Phasianidae. Gene Ontology annotation, biological process: axoneme assembly. The record is from RefSeq and is a predicted model, not a curated record.